UUAGAGCUCAUCAUGUGGAAUAUUUUGAAUCACCAUAUCACCGGUGCAGAAGUUAACAUUAACAUCACGAUAGAAUGCAGACACUUUUCUCUCUAUAUCCAAGAGUGAUGGUGAGUCAUGUUGGGUACAAAGCAGAGAAACAAGAUCAGCUCAGCCCUACAAACCAUGCUUGUGCAGGUGCCGCCAGUGGAGCAGUCGCUCGGGCUGUUUUACAACCCCUUGAUGUUCUCAAAAUUAGGUUCCAACUACAGGUUGAGCCUAUAGCAAAAAGAGGAGGAGGUUUAUAUCAAGGAUUGCUGCAAAGCACAUAUACAAUAGCAAGGACUGAGGGACUCUCUGCCCUCUGGAAGGGACAUAUUGCAGCCCAGGCUCUGAGUGUCACAUUUGGCAUGGCUCAGUUUUGGAGUUACUCUUUGUUGACUAAAGCAGCAAGUGAGCAUGGUGCAGGUGAAGGGCAUCUUUCUCAUGGUGUGUGUGGAGCCCUGGCAGGACUGUUUGCUACAAUCACAUCUUUCCCUUUUGAUACAGUACGAACAAGACUAAUUGCACAAGGUUGCCCAAAGCAUUAUACUGGAAUGAAGAAUGCCGUGAUAAAGAUGGUGAAUCAAGAAGGAACAAAGAGCCUAUGGAAGGGCUUACUGCCAACUCUGGUCAUGAGUGCUCCUUAUUCAGGACUCACAUUUUACUUCUAUAGCGCCUAUCAAGCAUUAAUGAUGAAAUGGUUCCUGAAAGGGAAAGAGAAUGAGUGGCUGAGCACUUCAGCAGUGACUGGUUUAGUUGCUGGGGCAUGUGCAAAGGUGUGCGUGUAUCCUUUAGAUGUGCUCAAGAAGAGGCUCCAGAUACGAGGCUUUGAAGAAGCUCGUAAACAGUUUGGGAAGGUUGUUGUGUACAAAAGUCCAUGGAGUUGUGUGCUUCAGGUCACGAGACAAGAAGGAGUCUUGGCUUGGUACAAAGGGCUCUGGCCAGCCAUGAUAAAAAGUGGACUCACAUCAGGGGUCAUAUUUUUAACUUUUGAAAGCAUAUGUCAGUUGCUUUCACAUUUACAGAACAAGAAAGGGGAUAGACCCAUUGAAUAGUAUUUAUAAAGACAUUCUGUGAUAUUUAGCCCAUAAUAAUUGUCUAAUUAUGUUUUAAUGGAAUAAGUAUAGUAUAUAUGUACAGUUACCAUCAGUUUGGUCUUGCACAGUGGUUGGCAUACUGUUUUCAGCUGUAUUUGUAAUUUUUAUGAUAGCAGAAAUAAUGUCCUACCCAUACACAGAAAGCUGAUAGUUCUCUUAAAAUCUGCAGAUUCUUAUGAUAGACCAGACUUCAGGCUGCUGAUUUUAAUUUUUCAUAACUUUGAGAGCCAGUCAACUUAAAAGAACUGCAUACUUACAUAUUAUUUUUAUUAUUGCUCAAGUAACUUAUCAUUGAAAACUGGAUUCAUCCUCCUACCAUUUAUUAUACUAUUUAUAUGUGUCUAUACACAUGCACCAUGCUGCUGGAAAAAAAAAUCUAUACAUUAAGCAAUAUUACCAGCCAUUCAACAAUAAUUGUUCCCACUCUCCAAGCACUCCACCACACCCUUCCAAACCUUGAGCCUUUCCUGUUUUCAUCAUUCUUACUGUCUCCUACAAUUCCUUCUUUGUGAUCAUUGAAUCAUUUAAAUUCCCAAAUGCAUUAAUUCAUUGUUUUGUUCCAACUGCAAGCCUCUCAGACUACCUAUCCUCCUCUGAAUUCAGUGAUCCUUCAAAAUAUUCUGUCUAUCUCUUUCCUACAGGAUCUGUCUCAAUCAACAUCCACAUUGCUCUCACCUGUCCCUGAUACUUUCUUUCACAUCCUCUUCAUCUCCUUCCAGAACAUUUCCCUAUUCAGUUAAAACUUUUUGUCAUCUUCUUACUUCACCUCUCAUCCAAACUCACUUUUGCAUCACUCACAGCUUAAGAAAUGAAGUUAAGUUGUGAAUGUACAUAGUAUAUAGGUGGUUGCCUUGGCUACUCUCAUUUGAGGGAGAGGUCAGCCUGGCAUAAAGAUAGAUAGGUAUAUAGAAAUCUUAUGUGUCUUUGUAAGGAUUUGUAAAUAUAUACGAUAUAUUGAUAUAUCAAUACAAGAUCCUUUCAAGCAGUA
This is a messenger RNA of Scylla paramamosain (green mud crab), 2106 nucleotides long. Its product is annotated as mitochondrial thiamine pyrophosphate carrier-like. Lineage: Eukaryota; Metazoa; Arthropoda; Malacostraca; Decapoda; Portunidae. The record is from RefSeq and is a predicted model, not a curated record. The transcript has 7 exons. The coding region runs from base 75 to 1076 and encodes 333 amino acids. Gene Ontology annotation, molecular function: thiamine transmembrane transporter activity. Gene Ontology annotation, biological process: thiamine pyrophosphate transmembrane transport. Gene Ontology annotation, cellular component: mitochondrial inner membrane.